Messenger RNA from Hordeum vulgare subsp. vulgare (domesticated barley), 2602 nucleotides. RefSeq names its product ankyrin-3. NCBI's taxonomy places the organism in Eukaryota, Viridiplantae, Streptophyta, Magnoliopsida, Poales, Poaceae. Bases 90 to 2405 code for a protein of 771 amino acids. The record is from RefSeq and is a predicted model, not a curated record. Gene Ontology annotation, molecular function: protein binding. The transcript is spliced from 4 exons.
UUCCCCACCCUGCCGAGAGACAGACACGGAAGAGAUCGAAGCAGAGUGGAGCUCCGUACGCCGUCCGUCAACAGGAGCAAGCUUCUAGAAUGGCGGUGCUGCUGCGCCCGGCGGCGAUCGCCGGCGGCCGGCAGGUCUGGCCGGUGGCGGAGGACCAGGCCGACGCGGCGGCGGCGGCCUCCCAGCGGCUCGUGGAGGCGGUGGCGCGCGGCGACUCCAGGGAGGCGGGCGAGCUGCUCGCGUCCGGGCGCGCGGACGUGAACUACGCCGGGGUGGUGUGGCUCGACGCGCGCCGGGUGGCGGAGGCGGCGCUGCGGGAGGGCGCCGCCGCCGAGCUGCGCGCGUCGCGGGAGGAGAUCCGCGCCGACGUCUCGCCGCUCUUCCUCGCCGCCGGCAACGGGGACGUCGCGCUCGUCCGCGCGCUGCUCGCAAAGGGAGCGGACGUGAACGGGAAGGUGUUCCGGGGGUACCCGGCGACGGCAGCGGCGCGGGAAGGGCGCGCGGAGGUGGCGGAGCUGCUGGUGCGCGCCGGUGCGUCGCAGCCGGCCUGCGAGGAGGCCAUCGUGGAGGCUGCGCUGCAGGGGCAGGCUGCCCUGGCGGCCAUCUUCAUGCGCUCCGACCUCGUCCGCCCGCGCGUCGCCGUGCACGCGCUCGUGUCUGCGGCCACCCGCGGCUUCGUCGACGUGGUCGACACGCUCGUCAAGUGCGGGGCUGAUCCAAACGCGACCUCCCGGGUGCUUCUGCGUUCUCUCAAGCCAUCACUGCAUCUCAAUGUCGACUGCACAGCGCUCUUCGCCGCGAUCGUGAGCCGGCAAGUCGCCGUGGUUCGUCAGCUACUUCAGGCUGGUGUGAAGAGGGACACCAAGGCGAGGCUAGGAGCGUGGUCCUGGGACGCGGCCACCGGUGAAGAGCUGCGCGUCGGCGCCGGGCUAGCGGAGCCAUACGAUGCGGCCUGGUGCGCCGUGGAGUACUACGAGUCCACCGGCUCCGUCCUGCGCAUGCUCCUGCAGAACGGGUACUCGUUGGGCGCCACGCACCAUGGCCGGACGCUGCUCCACCACGCCAUCCUCUGCGGGAGCGUCGGCGCCGUCGAGACGCUGCUGGGUUGUGGUGCGGAAUGCGAAGCUGCCGUGAGGACCUCCCGGAGCGGCAGGUCCAGGCCUGUUCACUUGGCCGCGCGCCUCGGCCAGCCGGAGAUCCUGCAGACGCUCAUGGACAAGGGCUGCGACGUCAACGCGAGGGCGGAGGCUGGCGAUGUCGCCGUCAUCCUGGCCGCGCGCCACAAGGAAGAGGACUGCGUCAGGGUUCUCGUGUCAGCCGGAGCAGACGUUGCGCUGUUGAACUUGGCAGGCGAGUCGGCGGCAUCCGUCGCCUCUUCCGGUGGCUGGAAGGCGGGCUUUGAACGCGCCGUUCUUGGCGCGAUUCGGUCCGGGACCAUCCCUCUGUCCAGCGAUCGGCACGUGUUCUCGCCCAUGCUGUUCACGGCGCGAUGCGGUGAUGCCGCUGCGCUGGAGGUGCUGCUCGCCCAGCCGGGCGUGGACGUGGACGAGCAGGACGCCGACGGGUGCUCGCCCAUAAUGGCCGCCGCCAAGGAAGGCAAUGUUGACGCCUUCCGCGCCCUCGUCUUCGCCGGCGCCAACGUGAAGCUGUGCAACAAGCGUGGCGAGACGGCCAUUGGGCUCGCGCAGCAGAGCAAGAAGAGGGACCUCUUCGAGCAGGUCAUGCUCGACUUCGCGCUGGAGAAGGGCAUGCCGGCCGGCGGGUUCUACGCUCUGCACUGCGCGUCCCGGCGCGGCGACAGCGCGGCCGUGCAUCACCUGGCGAGCACGGGCUACGACGUUAACAUCCCGGACGGCGAUGGAUACACCCCGCUCAUGCUGGCCGCAAGAGAAGGCCACGCGACCGUGUGCGAGCUACUGAUCUCCCACGGCGCCCGGUGCGACAUCCAGACCCCGCGGGGUGAGACGGCGCUCUCCCUCGCACGGUCGGCGCUUGCCACUGCGGCCUUCAACAAGGCCGAGGACGUGAUCAUGGACGAGCUGGGCCGGCAGCUGGUGCUGGCGGGCGCGCACGUCGUGAAGCACACCAAGGGCGGGCGCGGGAGGCCGCACGGCAAGUCGCUGCGGAUGGUCGCCGCGGCCGGCGUGCUCCGGUGGGGCGGGUCGAGCCGCCGCAACGUCAUGUGCGUGGAGGCCGAGGUCGGGGGCAGCUCGGCGUUCCAGCGGCACCGGCAGAGGAAGGGCCGCCGAGGCGACGACGCGUACGCGCCGGGGCUGUUCCGCGUGGUGACGGCGACGGGGAAGGAGGUGCACUUCGUGUGCCAGGGCGGGGAGGAGGCGGCGGAGCUGUGGGUGCGGGGCAUCAGGGCGCUCACCAGGGCGGUGUUCGGCAAGCGGGGGAACUAGGUAGUGCUCCGUGUAGGCUUUGGCUUUGGUAGUUUGCAGCAAGCGUGCCUGUAAAGAGUAGGGGACAUUAGAGCGAGUUGAUGCGUGGAGUUGGGUGUGCUGGUCUUCUGCUCGAAGGCUUUGCCGAGUUGCCAUGAUGUUUUUGGUUCAGGGCCUGUAGUUUGUACAGCUUUAAUUUGGUGUAUGUUUUUGCCCAA